Salvelinus namaycush (lake trout) is the source of this 2075-nucleotide messenger RNA. Its product is annotated as WD40 repeat-containing protein SMU1. The record is from RefSeq and is a predicted model, not a curated record. The transcript has 12 exons. Gene Ontology annotation, cellular component: precatalytic spliceosome. The coding region runs from base 77 to 1618 and encodes 513 amino acids. Gene Ontology annotation, biological process: mRNA splicing, via spliceosome. NCBI's taxonomy places the organism in Eukaryota, Metazoa, Chordata, Actinopteri, Salmoniformes, Salmonidae. Gene Ontology annotation, molecular function: protein binding.
CCCACUUCUACGACUUCGUUCAUUGCAUCUGCUCUGUGUUCUCUCCUCACAACUACCUAUUUUUGGUGAUUUAAUUAUGUCUUUGGAGGUGGAAUCAGCAGACGUGAUUCGUCUGAUAAUGCAGUACUUGAAAGAGAACAAUCUGCACCGAACACUGACCACCCUUCAGGAAGAGACCACCGUGUCUUUGAACACUGUGGACAGUAUCGAGAGUUUCGUGGCAGACAUCAACAGUGGCCAUUGGGACACUGUGCUGCAAGCUAUCCAGUCACUCAAGCUCCCUGACAAGACUUUGAUAGACUUGUAUGAACAGGUGGUGUUGGAGCUCAUUGAGUUGAGAGAGUUGGGCGCAGCCAGGUCUUUGCUAAGGCAAACAGACCCCAUGAUCAUGCUGAAGCAGACCCAACCAGAGAGGUACAUUCACCUGGAGAACCUGCUGGCUCGCUCCUACUUUGACCCCAGAGAGGCCUACCCAGACGGAAGCAGUAAGGAAAAGAGGCGCGUGGCCAUCGCCCAGGCCCUGGCCGGGGAGGUCAGCGUGGUGCCCCCCUCCCGUCUCAUGGCCCUGCUGGGACAGUCCCUAAAAUGGCAGCAGCACCAGGGUCUCCUGCCCCCAGGUAUGACCAUUGACCUGUUCAGGGGCAAGGCAGCCGUGAAGGACGUGGAGGAGGAGCGCUUCCCCACACAGCUCACCAGACACAUAAAGUUUGGGCAGAAGUCCCACGUGGAGUGUUCCCGCUUUUCUCCUGAUGGUCAGUACUUGGUCACGGGAUCAGUUGAUGGUUUCAUCGAGGUCUGGAACUUCACCACGGGCAAAAUCAGAAAGGAUCUGAAGUACCAGGCGCAGGAUAACUUCAUGAUGAUGGACGAUGCAGUGCUAUGUAUGUGCUUCAGCAGGGACACAGAGAUGCUGGCCACAGGGGCCCAGGACGGCAAAAUAAAGGUAUGGAAGAUCCAGAGUGGCCAGUGCUUGCGACGCUUUGAGCGCGCCCACAGUAAAGGUGUCACCUGCCUCAGUUUCUGCAAGGACAGCAGCCAGCUGCUCAGUGCCUCCUUCGACCAGACAAUUAGGGUUCACGGGCUGAAGUCGGGCAAGUCGCUGAAAGAGUUCCGAGGACACUCUUCGUUUGUUAAUGAAGCAACAUUCACACCUGACGGACACCAUAUCAUCAGCGCUUCCUCGGACGGCACUGUAAAGGUGUGGAACAUGAAAACCACAGAAUGCACCAACACCUUCAAGUCCCUGGGCACCUCGGCCGGCACCGACAUCACAGUCAACAACGUCAUCCUGCUGCCCAAGAACCCAGAGCACUUUGUGGUGUGCAACCGCUCCAACACCGUAGUCAUCAUGAACAUGCAGGGCCAGAUUGUGAGGAGUUUUAGCUCUGGUAAGAGGGAGGGAGGAGACUUUGUCUGCUGCACGCUGUCUCCCCGUGGCGAGUGGAUCUACUGUGUAGGAGAGGACUUUGUUCUCUACUGCUUCAGCACGGUCACCGGCAAGCUGGAGAGAACCCUGACAGUCCAUGAGAAGGAUGUGAUUGGCAUCGCCCACCACCCCCACCAGAACCUCAUCUCCACGUACAGCGAGGAUGGCCUACUCAAGCUCUGGAAACCCUGAGCAUAGCCCUGCUUAACCCCACAAGCCCCCUUCCAUUGGCAUGCCAGCUGGCAGCAUGGGCAGAGCAGCAUGCCAGCUGCUCUGCCCAUGGGACUGUGCAGUGUUUUCCCUACCAUUGCUUUAGGCGGGCCGGGUAAUGUCUCCCAUCUAGCUCUGUUGUUCAGGCCAAAAUGCUUUGGCCCCAAUUGACAUCAAUUGGCAGUCCGUGUUGCUGUUGCGGGGCUCCUGCGCCACAAGGUCUAGCUAGGGAAAACACUGGGGUAUUGGGAGUGCAGGGAUGGGCAUUAGAAAUACCUUUUUUAUAUAUAUUUUAAAAAAUGAUUAAUGUAAAUAUAUUUUUUAAUCGCGUUUUUUCCCCCCAGGAAUGUCUGGUUCAAUAUUUUGCCUCGUGUGUCAGUCUGGUCAGCCAUUGCUUUGUUUUACUGCACAGCAAGAAAUAAAAAGGGCUGUUAUUUGU